ACAGUGGUUGGUACCUAGCGGUACGCUUUUGUCUGUGGAAUUGAUGCGGAGGGGCGUGAAGAUGGCGGAGUGCUUCGUAGAAAUGAACGGACAGGCGCUGGCUUCCCCAAGGAAAAGACCAAGGCGGGAUGAUACUCAUAAAGUGACAGUUGUUUUAGGUGCACAGUGGGGCGACGAAGGAAAGGGGAAGGUUGUCGAUUUGUUAGCAAUAGACGCAGAUAUUGUUUGUCGAUGCCAGGGAGGGAACAAUGCUGGGCACACUGUUGUGGUUGAUGACCGUGAAUAUGACUUCCAUUUACUGCCAAGUGGGAUCAUCAAUCCCAAGUGCAAGAGCAUCAUUGGCAAUGGAGUGGUGGUCCAUCUGCCUGGCCUUUUUGAUGAGCUGCAGAAGAAUGAGGCCAAGGGGCUCACAAACUGGAAGGACCGCCUGCUGAUCUCUGACAGGGCUCACAUUGUGUUUGACUUCCAUCAGCCUCUACUGGGUGGCUUGGUCUGUGUGUUGCAGCAGGUAGAUGGUCUGCAGGAGCUGGAGAAGGGGAAAAAAUCUCUUGGCACAACGAAGAAGGGCAUCGGGCCCACAUACUCAUCUAAAGCCACACGUAAUGGGAUCCGUAUAGCUGACCUUCUUGGGGACUACAGCCAGUUUGUGGAGAAAUUUCAGGGUUUGGCAGCAGUGUAUCAGCGCAUGUUCCCAGAUCUGCAAGUUGACGUGGAAGCAGAACUAGUCCGAUAUAAAGCAUUUGUUGAGCGAAUUCGACCGUAUGUAGUGGAGUCAGUGUCUUACCUUCACUCUGCUCUUUGGAGCGGCCAAAAAGUGCUAGUAGAGGGAGCAAAUGCAGCCAUGCUUGACAUAGACUUUGGAACGUACCCUUACGUCACCUCAUCCAACUGCAGUAUAGGAGGGGUCUGUACUGGUUUAGGGCUGCCCCCAUGCAACAUUGGUGAAGUAAUUGGCGUGGUGAAGGCAUACACUACCAGAGUGGGCGAUGGCCCUUUUCCCACUGAACUGUUGGAUGCUACUGGAAAUCUCCUGCAGACUCGAGGCAGAGAGGUUGGCGUGACAACCAAGAGAAAGCGGCGUUGUGGUUGGCUUGACCUGGCACUACUCCAGUACACAACCAUGGUGAACGGGUACAGUGCGUUGUGUGUAACCAAGCUGGACAUCCUCGAUACACUGGCAGAGAUAAAAGUGGGCAUAUCAUACAAAAGCAAGGGCGAGAAGCUCAACUAUUUCCCAUCCAACACUGCAGAACUUGCAGGUGUAGAGGUGGAGUACAUCACUCUGCCUGGCUGGCAGACAAGCAUAGAGGAUGUUCGAGAUUACGAGAAAUUGCCACACAAUGCGAAGAAGUACAUUCAGAUGAUAGAAGAGCAUAUCCAGGUGCCUGUGAAGUGGAUUGGUGUCGGAAAAGAUCGUGAGUCCAUCAUCAACGUGUACUAGCACAUCUGGCUGGAGCACUCUCGCCAUCUUCACAAGUAAUGUUGGAAGCCUUUCUCUGAAUACCACCGCCUGCAGGCCAGGCCGCUCCUGUGAUGGUAAUGCAUCAAUCCUCUGAAAUUUUGGAUGUUUUAACCCUUCCCAAGCAGUAUAAAUUUGUAUCCAAAAUUAGUAGCUGUGUGCUGUUUACAUUUCUUAAGUUUGAAUCUCAAGAAUAAUCAUAAAUAGUUUAUACAGUACCUAGCAUUGUUCAGUGUUCUAUAUUUAUAGGCAUUUAUCUCAGUAAAGGAUGAUCUGUCAUUUACAUUAUUACACAUAUUAUUAUUAUUAUAUGCAUUUUUUUUGCAAGCACACAUACAAAUAAUAUUUUGAUAAAUUUUUAUGUGGAUAUUAUCUUAAUGGGGGACACAGCCAAAUUUUCAUUUAUCUACUCCAUUAUUUCAAUGUGGCCACCCCAAGAGUUUUGUGGGUGGGAGCAUUAUCACCAGAACCCAGGGUUCUGAAUAUUUGUACAGUUUUAGAUGUUUGAAAGUUAUAAUGCACAAAGUGACAACCAGGAGAAACAUUAAUUGGUAGGUUUCAUGCUGACAACUCUUGAACUAUUAUAGCUAGAUAUGUGAACUUUUCUGAUGCUUUGUGGUAUACAUCCAUACAGAUUUGUUUCAAAUACUUUCAUCUCUACUUAAAAGUACGAACAUGGCGGAGCUGCAAAACUUUUUAGAAAUGUUAUGUGCUGGAAAUAUAUGGAAAGGAAAAUGUCUUGCCACAAAGAACAGGGUUUGAAGCUGUACUCCAUAAAGUAGUGUACCUUCCUGUCAUGUCUUAUGAUAUGAAGAAUCAUAAGUAGAUGAAUGUUUAUUGGUUUCUGUGCACAGUACCUAGUAAUUUUUGGAUGUGUGGUACAUCUCGAAACAGGAAUGAAUUGUAUAUCCAUUCAAGUGUUGCAGCAGUAUAUGGUCUCGUUUGGUGGCUCUGGCCAUGUUUUCCUUUCUUAUUUGUUGUCUUUCACUCAGCCCCAGCUUUUUCUCAGGAGGGCCAAUGGAUGGUCUACUUUAUCCUGUACAGUCUCCAGCCUCUGAUCAUGAGACAGACAGUGAUGACUUUUCUUCCUUCUGCACUGAUUCAUAUAACAAAUAUGAAUUGUAACACUGACCUCCAGUAGCCAGAAGAAUGCCUUCAUCUACCACUUUUAAUUUCUUCUGAGGAAUUGAUACAGUGGUCACUCUAGUCCACACCUCCCAUACGGUUUUUACACUGGAGAGGCAUUGGGGUAGUAUGUGGGAGUAGCUGUUGAUAUGUCAUGCUUGCUUUCCGUGUGAAAAGUGCCCAGCGCUGUUCCCCUUUUCUUCCACAUACAUGCAUGCACAAAGGUGCCAGUCUUUUUCUGUUUCUAAAUGCCAAAACAUCUCUGAUCUUCAUUUUUAUACCUUUCUUGAUUUCAACUGGUGUAGCCUUCCAAGAGGCUGUUUCUGUCCUUGUCAUCAUGUUCACUCCCAACAACCCAUCGGAUAGUUCUGUUGAUGCGUGAUAGCUGUCUGUGUAACUGGCAGCAUGAUGAUUGAACUCUAGGAUCCUUUACUGAGAUGAACUCAUCUUUCAUAAUACGUGUGGUUUCCAGUAGGGUGUUGGGGUUUGAUUUCGUUUGUACCAGCAUAUGGCUGGAAAUUGUGAACAUACCCGUAGUAACUGUCUGAUAAUGUGAACAUUUUACUGGUUUCAUCAGGUUACUCACUUUGAAAAGCUGCCUUUCGCUCGAAAGAAACUACUUUCACGGCCUGGAGUACAGUUCAACAUGCAUUUUGAUUGUAUUGUGUUCAGACUGGCUUUCCCCAUGACAUUCUCUUCAGCCAUGGCAGAUGUCUCAUAUUUGUAACAUAACCAACUAGUGCCUUCAUAUCUAUCUGUAACAGAACUCUGCCUCCUUGUGACAUCGUGGCUCACUUUGUGUUGGGACUUCGGUUUAUAAUAUUGCCAUAGAAAGUUGUUUCGUUGGUAAUAAGGUUGAAUAAAUUCUGAUUGAAAAUAAUUUAAAAUAUUCAGUCAGUUCUGUAUUAGUGUCUGUAGCCUUCACAUCAUUACACCCUCUUGGUAGCUGGAGCCACUGGCCUGUCACGUGCUGACUGUCUGAUGUGCUACUGUUGCAUUCAUUUUCUUCAUAUUUGCCAGUUUCACUGUCCCUUUCACCAUAUUGUAAUUCUGAAAGAUUGUCAUCCACACAGUCAAAAACUGAACUAUAACACCAUCAUUAAUGGCUAUAUUUUAUGCCAUACUGCAUUCUAGGAGUCAUGGAAACUAAAAGGUUUUUUCCUGCAGAGUUUGUCUUCAGAAUAUGUCUUAAGAGUUCAGUAAACUGACACAUAGACUGCAGUAAUGUAUGCCUGUGACAUAUGCAGAAUCAACACAAUAUCAUAAAGAAAAAAGGUGUUUUGAAUUCCGAAAUACUGCAUGUGUUGAUGGUGUGGGGUUAGGUACGUAUUUGGAUAUUGCUUGGGAAGGGUUUUGUACAGAAUUAUGAGGACCAGGAUGGCAGAUCUGUUUCCAGCAGAAACUAUUUUGUGCUAAUGAGCACAUGUAGUGUAAUCCUUAGGUGCAAUUGUUUUCACUCUGCUUGCUUCUAGUGGUGAGGGACUUGCACAAUGUUGCUAUUUAUUUGUUUAGAGUUAUGAACAAAAGCAAGAUCUGAUCAGUUGGUUGGUAGCAGUUCAUGUUGUGUGUCAUUAUUGUAAUGACUGGAGUCAUAUUGUGACUGUUAUUAGGGUAAUGGUCUCCUGCUUUAGAUAUUGUUAGGUGGGGGAAAAUAUGCCAAAGAAAUUGUAAAUAUCUGAGCAUGAUGUCUUGCUGUACAGUGUUUUUUUGAUUUGUGCAUUGUGCUGUACCCAUAAACUGAGAAUUCUCUUGGCUGUCUUCUGGGUUUUAGCACAUGUAGUCAGGUAGAAGUUUACCAGUAUUUCAGACAGAGGGCCAUUAUCAGGUACCAGACUACAUGCUGCUACAACUCAUAAGACAGGCAUAUUUGUUCUCACCAUAAGAACUUCAAAUCCCACUGUGAAUUCUGUUGCUCGUGCAUUUAAUAUGUUAUGACAACAGAUGUGCAGUCGAAGGCCUUCAGAUUUUAUUUGAUUCAGAACAAAAAAAAAUAAACAUCCCAUCCAUAAUUUAUAUUUGCCCACAGUUUAAUAAAUACCCUUUUUCAGUCCCAAUGAUUUCUGUAUUUUUUUGAUGCAUUUAAUUCUUGUCUAAGUAUAAUGAAUAUGCCUUUUCUCACAGUAAUAUCAUUUUCAUCUGACGAGAGUAUUAUUAGGUUUGCUGUUUAAUAUAAUCACUGAAUUUCAACAUAAGUUGAUCUGCUUCAAGGGUGAAGUCAGCUUAUGGGUACAACAGAAUCUGGUGUGAAUGUAUUGCUGGGUGAUUAGCUCUCCCGACUGUAUUUUUAGCUCCGUUUGAGUUACGUCUUCCCAACAGGGGCAGCCUCAUCAUGUCAGGUGCGCACAGACUGUUGUAGCAUUCUGUCAUUUACAUCCAUCAGGACUGUUGCUUGUAUGUAAGUUGUGAGAUACCAAUACAAUGGCUGUUCUUCCCUGUA
Zootermopsis nevadensis is the source of this 5021-nucleotide messenger RNA. RefSeq names its product adenylosuccinate synthetase (gene Adss). Lineage: Eukaryota; Metazoa; Arthropoda; Insecta; Blattodea; Termopsidae. The record is from RefSeq and is a predicted model, not a curated record. Gene Ontology annotation, cellular component: cytoplasm. Gene Ontology annotation, molecular function: GTP binding; adenylosuccinate synthase activity. Gene Ontology annotation, biological process: 'de novo' AMP biosynthetic process; IMP metabolic process.